AUGUCAUCAAAUGGAACAGUUAAAAUCAAUAUCAUCAAUGUGGAUCCAACUCACAAACAACUAAAAACAGAAAAAGUCAAACUAAAGAUAUUGUGUUUUGAUAUAUCAAACUACUCACAAACAGCACAAUUCUCCAUAUGUACAUUUGCAGUAUUUGUAUUUUUCAUACUCUAUGGCUACAUGCAAGAGUUAAUCUUUACCAUAGAUGGAUUCAAACCUUUCGGAUGGUAUUUAACAUUAGUGCAAUUCUUUUUUUACACUCUUUUUGGACUAACAGAGAAGUACCUGCAAGGAGUUGGAAGCAGAAAAAUUCCAAUCAAAACUUAUGCAUUACUAGCAUUACUUACCCUUGGUACAAUGGGCUGUUCCAAUUCAUCUCUUGCCUAUCUUAACUAUCCAACACAGGUGAUUUUUAAAUGCUGCAAAUUAAUUCCAGUUAUGAUUGGUGGAAUAAUCAUUCAAAAGAAAUUAUAUGGAGUGUUGGAUUUUUGUGCUGCUUCAUUAAUGUGUGUGGGCUUGAUAUUAUUUACUUUAGCUGAUUCAAUGGUUGUGCCUAAUUUUAACAUGACUGGUGUGAUUAUAAUUUCAAUUGCACUGCUCUGCGAUGCAAUUAUAGGCAAUGUGCAAGAAAAAUCCAUGAAAUCACAUGGUGCGACAAAUGUUGAAGUGGUUUUAUACUCUUACUCCAUUGGACUUGCAUAUUUAUUUGCAUUUAUGUUUGUCAGUGGUGAUUUAUUCAAAGGAUAUGUGUUCUUUUCAGAGGAUAGUUUAGUGAAAUAUGGAUAUGCAUUUGUCUUCUCUUUGACUGGAUAUUUGGGUAUCCAGAUUGUGUUGACUCUAGUCCGAACUUGCGGUGCAUUCGUCGCUGUUACAGUCACAACAUGCCGCAAAGCAGUCACGAUAAUAUUUUCAUUUUUAUUCUUUAGCAAACCAUUCGUAUUUCAGUAUGUAACGUCUGGAUGUCUGGUUGUCGCCGGAAUAUAUUUGAAUAUGUAUAGCAAACGUCAUCCAACUGCUGGGCGAGAUAUCUGUCGCAAGUUGAAUGAAUUUUCGAGGUUGGUGAGACGACGGCGUACCGCGCGACAGUUUAGCAGGUUUACCACAGAAUUGUAAAUAUAUUAUACAUAUUUAUCGGAAAUAAAUAUCUGCAAUUUG
Messenger RNA from Dalotia coriaria, 1155 nucleotides. RefSeq names its product PAPS transporter 2 (gene Papst2). Gene Ontology annotation, cellular component: Golgi membrane; endoplasmic reticulum membrane. NCBI's taxonomy places the organism in Eukaryota, Metazoa, Arthropoda, Insecta, Coleoptera, Staphylinidae. The record is from RefSeq and is a predicted model, not a curated record. The transcript is spliced from 5 exons. Gene Ontology annotation, molecular function: 3'-phosphoadenosine 5'-phosphosulfate transmembrane transporter activity. Gene Ontology annotation, biological process: transmembrane transport. The coding region runs from base 1 to 1113 and encodes 370 amino acids.